AUGGCGCCGUUUUUCUGUGGCACCUGUCCACCAAGAAUCACCGUGGAGACGACCCUCCCUGUCUUAGAGGUACAAGCGUGGGCUACCCCUAUCAUCACCGAUCGCCUUAUUAUUCGGCCACUUCGUUUAAAAGAUUUGGAGGGAUUCAAUGCCCUUUACAGUCAACCGGAAGUCACAGCAUUAGCCUUUGAAGGUGGAGAAGAUCCCCAAUAUAACCUAACCUCUAAUUUCAAAUUACUAGUACGUCGUCUGAAACCUUGGGAACAAAAAAAUAUAUUCUUUGCAAUCCUCAGUCGGACUUCAGAUGGUGAAGAAGGGGACUACAUUGGGGAACUGGGUAUGCAGUUUGGUGAUGGUUGGCCUGAAAUCUUUUAUCUGCUCAGAAAAGAGUAUUGGGGCCAAGGAUGUGCGACUGAAGCUGUCAAAGGCUUUAUGAAAUUCUGGUGGGAUCUUCCUCGAAGUGCUGCAACUUUCGAAGUACACCCUGAUUCUAUACAUGGACCUGGAGGUAAAGAAGAAGACUCUUCUGGUUCUCCGCCUAAAGUCAAGGAGCGAAUGCUUGGUAAGGCAGAAAAGAUUAACGGUUCAAGUCAAAAGGUACUCCUAAAAUCAGGGUUUGAGCGUAUUGAGCGAAUAACCACUGGUUUGAUUCAGUUUCAAUGCAUUUACCCUCUGGCUGAUGUUGAGCUUGAAGCUUACCGCGAAAACACUAUGACGCUUUAA
This is a messenger RNA of Daldinia vernicosa, 723 nucleotides long. RefSeq names its product GNAT domain-containing protein. NCBI's taxonomy places the organism in Eukaryota, Fungi, Ascomycota, Sordariomycetes, Xylariales, Hypoxylaceae. The record is from RefSeq and is a predicted model, not a curated record. Gene Ontology annotation, molecular function: acyltransferase activity, transferring groups other than amino-acyl groups. The coding region runs from base 1 to 723 and encodes 240 amino acids. The transcript has 2 exons.